CAUUUAUGGCUCUAGAUGGAACCAGAAAAGGGGAAACGAGUCUCAUUUGUCCCUUCCCUCGGUCCACCCGCCCUGAGGAGCAGCCCAGGUGACUGUCCUGUCUCCUCUUCCCCAGUCCACCUGGAAGGCCGCUGUGGGGAAAGGACAUUUGAUUGCAGAGACGUGGCCUUCAUCGUUGGCGAAGAAGAAGACCACGACAUUCCCAUCGGAACUGACACAGCCCUGGAGAAGAUGCAGCGGGGAGAACACUGUGUACUGUUCCUCGGAUCACGGUAUGGUUUUGGAGAGGCAGGGAAGCCUACAUUUGGCAUUGAACCGAAUGCUGAGCUUAUGUAUGAAGUUACACUGAAGAGCUUUGAAAAGGCCAAAGAAUCCUGGGAGAUGGACACCAAAGAAAAACUGGAGCGGGCUGCCAUCGUCAAAGAGAAGGGAACUGUGUACUUCAAGGGAGGCAAGUAUGGGCAGGCAGUGAUUCAGUCCGGGAAGAUAGUGACCUGGUUGGAGAUGGAAUACGGCUUAUCAGAAAAGGAGUCUAAAGCUUCCGAAUCCUUUCUGCUGGCUGCCUUCCUGAACCUGGCCAUGUGCUACCUGAAGCUCCAAGAACACAUCAAAGCUGUGGAGUGCUGCGAUAAGGCCCUGGGACUGGACCGCACCAACGAGAAGGGCUUGUACCGCAGGGGCGAGGCCCGUCUGCUCAUGAACGAGUCCACGCUGGCUGAGGGCGACUUCGAGAGGGUGCUGGAGGUGAACCCCCAGAACAAGGCCGCGAGGCUGCAGAUCUCCGUGUGCCGGAAGAAGGCGAAGGAGCACAACGCAGACCGCAAGACCCACGCCAAUAUGUUUGCGAAGUUCGCAGAGCGGAACGCCAAGGAAGAGGCCAGUAAAGCAGUGGGCAAGAAGACGUUAGAAGGAGUCGCCGGUCAAAAAGACACAGGAAGUCCAGCAGAGGAAGAAGGGCGAGCUGGAGACCACGUAUGACCCCACGCAGAGGAGGGAAGAGUCCCAGUGAGCUCGGCCUGCUCCCCGGGCUUUCCCCAACUCAGGACCGACCGUGUUUGGUGUGCAGUUUGUCACAGUCUGUGUGAUUCUGGAAGCAAAUGGCAAAACCAGUGGUCCCCACAAAACCACCCCUGCUGCUGCCCAGGGCUGUCACUGAGGGGAGGCGUGGGACCACUGUGGGGACACAGACAGGUGGCCGUUGGUGUGGAGAGGUGCAGCCAGCAGCGGAAGUCCAGCUCAUUUCAGUUCAGGUCAGCUUCCCCCAUGCAGUGCAGGGUCCCCCGGAUGGUCCUGACCAUCGGGGCUGUCUAUGAGGUGUCACAUGGGGUGGAAUUUCAGUAGCACUUCAGAAACCUGAAAAUGAAUGCCCACUGAAUUUCUCCUUUCCUGCAGACGGGUGGGGGAAAGGAGGUGGAGGUCUGUUUUCAAUCACUGAAGUGCUGUGACUGUGACUGUUGUGUUUUAACCAACAGAAUCCACAGUGGAGCGGCUGCUGGCCCCUCAGGUCCACAGCAGCAUCACAGACUUGGCACCAAGAACCUCACAGGCCACUUGCUUGCAGGCUAGCCCCACCCUCUCCUUAGUGAGCCCGCCCCCCUCUGAGCUGGCUUUCCACCACACUGGCCUGUCCCUGAGGAGGAAUUCUGUCCUUCCUAAAGCUCUCUUCAGCAAUGACAGGGAGCAGAGGGGGUGUCUGGAUUAGUUUUCUGUGUUUUGGGUGAAGUUCUGAGAGGCCGAAGUGUGUCAAGAGCAAUCAGAAUCGUGCAUUUCCCUUCGUCUGCUCCUUUUAGGAAACAAUGUGACCGCAGUCCCACCUGUCAGCCCCGCUGCUACUCAGUACCUGGUCUCCACGCCAUCCCCUGCUGUUAGGAAUGUCCGACUUGCUCUUGUACCGUCUCUGACCGGGAGGGGAUGUGUUUACACAUCCACAUAGGACCCGUGCAGCUUUUUUUGUUGUCCUUUAAAACUUACUGGCUCAUAAACAUUUGUAUGUACCCUGGUUUAUGGAACUUAUUUACAAUCCUCUCUCAUGAAAAAACCCGCCUUGACUUCUUACUAUUAAGUAGCUGAAUUUUUAAAAACAAACUCUGGGGUUGGAAAAAUCAGUGGUCGCUCUCCCGCGUUAGGGUGUUCCUCGCAGACUGACAGGCAGCGGCUUCCUUUCCCUGCGCCGAGAGCUCCUCUGUGCUGCUGCGGGUGUGACAGAGAGUGAGGAAGCUUCCCGUGCAGGCGCAUCCAGCUCACAGUCCCCAACACUGGGGACUGAGUUAGGGCGAGUCUCCACAUCCCCACACGUCACUGAGUCUUAGUCCUUCCGGGUAAACAAGGUGAGCCUGGCUUUCUGGCCCCACAGCCUAAGGAGCACUCCUGGGAAUGCUUUUGGAGACCUACAGCACUCACUUCAGCCUGCAGCAUCUCACUGCUUUACAUCGUAAAGACCACCGGCAAUUAUAUUUUAGAUUCCCUUUAAUUCUGUGGUGGUUUUAACAAAACACUUUCAUUAUCGGGUUAGGGCUCAUUUUAAAACUAAAUGUCAUUUGUUUUUCUACCUGGGUUCUUAGCCAUGGAACAAAUGGAAUUAUAUUCUGUUUCACCAUUAAUGACAUCUAAAAUUCUUUUAAAUUCUCAGUCAUGCAUUUUUCUUUUUCCAUGAGAUAUUUCUUUCAAAAGCCCCAAAUCUUCCCUAGGAAAUAUGAAAAGCAAGAGUUGAUUUGGCUCGUUUGCUCAGCUGUUUAGCGUUUGCAGCUCUGUGGGCGAGAGCAUGACCCCAGUGAGCCCGAGACUGAGACUUGAUCCU
This is a messenger RNA of Phyllostomus discolor (pale spear-nosed bat), 2797 nucleotides long. Its product is annotated as peptidyl-prolyl cis-trans isomerase FKBP5-like. NCBI's taxonomy places the organism in Eukaryota, Metazoa, Chordata, Mammalia, Chiroptera, Phyllostomidae. The record is from RefSeq and is a predicted model, not a curated record. Gene Ontology annotation, molecular function: peptidyl-prolyl cis-trans isomerase activity; protein binding.